Messenger RNA from Amorphotheca resinae ATCC 22711, 3156 nucleotides. RefSeq lists its product as hypothetical. The record is from RefSeq and is a predicted model, not a curated record. Gene Ontology annotation, molecular function: L-glutamate dehydrogenase (NAD+) activity. The coding region runs from base 1 to 3156 and encodes 1051 amino acids. Gene Ontology annotation, cellular component: mitochondrion. The transcript is spliced from 5 exons. NCBI's taxonomy places the organism in Eukaryota, Fungi, Ascomycota, Leotiomycetes, Helotiales, Amorphothecaceae.
AUGGCGGACCCCGGAAGCAGCCCCAGCAACAAAUUGCUGGAGAAGAUCGUCAACCCCACACUCUCUGACCGGAAACCCUCACCUCAGCCCACGCACUUCAGUGUGCCCUACAAAUAUAGCAAUGGAAAUGGCCACCGGGUCUUGAGGUCGGCGACCGUUGGAUACGUUGCCCCUGAGUUCAAGGGCAAGAAGGAGCAAAUGCUGCAGGUGAAGGAAAAGAUACGAUGCAAUGGUUGGAUCCCCGAGAGUCUCAUCGAUGAGCAGAUAGCCUGGUUCUAUAACGACCUCGGCAUCGAUGAUGUCUACUUCCAACUCGAGGGCGUGGACGCCAUUGCGAGCAACAUUACGUCCCUAUAUGCUGCCAAGGUUGCGGCUUCUGUCAGAAAGGACAAGAGACAAGAGAUCCGUCUGGAUAUGGAAGCAUCCGACCAUGCGAUCUACAUCGACACCAGUGAGCCGGGCGUUAGUAACGUGGCCGGGCCACGCUAUGAGCACAGGCUCGAAACAAAGUACCUGGAUAGUUCCAUCGGGAACAAGGUCUUCCGAGUGGAGACCUUCCGUUCGCCAGGCACCCUAGCUGAUGCUGGGGUAUCGAAGGCCACAUUGCGGUGCUACUUCGUGUAUCAGUGCCAAUUCGUCGACCCGAACCCCUCACCUCAAGAGACCCGCCUCGAGGUCAUCGGAGACCGGAUGUUCCUCGCGAAAGCAACCCAAAACACAAAACAGAUCUAUGAAGAUAUUAUUGCCCUUGCAGUCUCUCGGACCGGACCCGUCAUUGAGGUCUUCGAUAUCGAGGGCUCAAAAGAGAAACGCCUUGUCGUUGCCUUCCGCAGACGAACUGCUAUGGGGAUGUUUAGCGCCCUCAGUGAUCUGUACCAUUACUAUGGUGUGACCAGCUCCAGGAAGUACGUGGAACAAUUCAGCAAUGGCAUUUGUGUGAUUUGUCUCUACUUCAAGCCUGCUACGAUGGAGUCCGUAGGCCGGUUCCCACCACUCGAGCAGUCCAUCCAUCAGAUCACUAAGGAGAUAUCUUUGCUCUACUGCAUCCCCCAGAACAAGUUUCAGACGCUUUUUGCCAGCGGCCGCUUGAGCUUGCAGGAGACUGUGUAUGGGCACUGCCUCUACGUUUUUGUCCAGCACUUUCUCAACCGCCUUGGCUCCGAAUAUGCUUCCCUGGUUUCUGCUUUAGAUGCAAACAAUAGCGCGCAUGCAGAAAUUCUCUCGAAGAUCAAGCGCCGCCUGCGUACUGAGACCUUCACUGGAGACUAUAUCUUCGAGAUCAUCAAUUCGUAUCCCGAGCUUGUCCGAACGUUAUAUGCAUCCUUUGCCAGUACCCAUCUUACCUUCGGGCCCGGAUUUGAAAGGGACAUCGUUCCAUUAACACCAGCUACUGCGGUUUUGUCUGACGAUGAGCUCAAGGAGUUAAUCUCUAAGACUGUGAAUAAUGAGCAUGAAGAAAUGGUCAUGUCAGCUUUCCGCCUGUUCAACAAGGCUCUCCUCAAGACGAACUUCUACACCCCGACAAAAGUUGCACUCAGCUUCCGGCUCGAUCCCUCAUUCCUUCCAGCAAUUGAGUAUCCUCAACCAUUGUAUGGGAUGUUUUUGGUGAUCAGUUCAGAGGCUCGAGGAUUCCAUUUGCGCUUCCGCGAUAUCGCAAGAGGAGGCAUCCGUAUCGUCAAGUCACGAAAUCGCGAGGCUUAUUCUAUCAACGCUCGAUCCAUGUUCGACGAGAAUUACGGACUUGCAAAUACUCAGCAGCGAAAGAACAAAGAUAUUCCAGAAGGCGGCUCCAAAGGUGUCAUUCUUCUUGAUGCACAGAAGCAAGACAAGGGCAGUGUUGCGUUUGAGAAAUACAUUGACAGUAUCAUGGAUCUUCUUCUCCCAGCCGAAACCCCGGGGAUUAAAAACCCCAUUGUGGAUCUUUAUGGGAAGGAAGAGAUCCUUUUCAUGGGACCAGACGAGAAUACUGCCGACCUCGUAGAUUGGGCAACCGAACAUGCUCGCAAGCGUGGUGCACCUUGGUGGAAGUCUUUCUUCACCGGCAAGUCUCCCAAGCUCGGUGGCAUUCCGCACGAUGUCUAUGGCAUGACAACUUUGUCUGUGCGUGAAUACGUCAAAGGUAUCUAUCGUAAGAUGGAGUUGGACCCAACCAAGGUUCGGAAGAUGCAAACCGGAGGACCGGAUGGCGAUCUAGGAAGCAAUGAGAUCUUGCUGAGCAAUGAAAAAUAUACCUCCAUCGUUGAUGGGAGCGGGGUUUUAGUGGACCCUAACGGUAUCGACAGGGGCGAGCUCAUUCGACUCGCCAAGGAACGGGCAAUGAUCUCCCAGUUUGAUCUAUCCAAGCUCUCGAGCGCCGGAUAUCGUGUCCUUGUUGAUGAGACUAAUGUCAAGCUUCCGAGUGGGGAGCUUAUCAACAACGGCACUGCAUUCCGUAACACCUUCCACCUCCGCGAUACUGGACUAACUGACUCGUUCGUUCCGUGCGGUGGUCGUCCAGAGUCAAUUGAUCUCUCAAGCGUCAACAAACUUAUCAAGAACGGCAAAUCAACGAUCCCAUAUAUAGUUGAAGGGGCCAACCUGUUCAUCACGCAAGAUGCCAAGCUUCGCCUCGAGGCUGCGGGCUGCAUUCUUUUCAAGGAUGCCAGCGCUAAUAAAGGUGGUGUGACAUCCUCGUCACUGGAAGUUCUAGCAAGCUUGAGUUUCGACGACAAAGGUUUUGAAGAAAACAUGUGCGUCGGUCAGGAUGGUCAACCUCCAGAGUUCUACAAGGCAUAUGUCAAGGAGGUCCAAGCUAAGAUCCAGGAAAACGCGAGGUUGGAGUUUGAGGCUAUCUGGAGGGAACACGAGGAGACCAAGAUCCCAAGGAGCACGCUCAGUGAUACCCUUAGUAUCGCUAUCACGAAGCUCGACGAGGAAUUGCAAAAAUCAGAUCUCUGGAAGGAUGAGAAGCUUCGCAGAUCAGUUUUGGAGGAUGCGUUACCGAAGUUGUUGCUUGAGAAGAUCGGCUUAGAUUUGAUUAUUCAAAGGGUCCCAGACAAUUAUCUCCGAGCUAUCUUUGGCAGCUAUCUUGCUAGUCGCUUCGUAUACGAGUUUGGUAGCUCUCCGAGCCAAUUCGCUUUCUUUGACUUCAUGUGCAAGAGAAUUGAAAAAAUAUAG